Myotis daubentonii (Daubenton's bat) is the source of this 3560-nucleotide messenger RNA. RefSeq names its product lymphoid enhancer binding factor 1 (gene LEF1). Gene Ontology annotation, cellular component: chromatin; beta-catenin-TCF complex. NCBI's taxonomy places the organism in Eukaryota, Metazoa, Chordata, Mammalia, Chiroptera, Vespertilionidae. Gene Ontology annotation, biological process: canonical Wnt signaling pathway; regulation of transcription by RNA polymerase II. The record is from RefSeq and is a predicted model, not a curated record. Gene Ontology annotation, molecular function: RNA polymerase II cis-regulatory region sequence-specific DNA binding; DNA-binding transcription factor activity, RNA polymerase II-specific.
GAAGAGGGGGAGGAGAAGCGACGCAAAUGGGUAGCUUUUCAGCGCCGGCGAGGCGCGGGAGGAGGAGAAGCGGUGGGGAGGCGCAGCCGCUCACCUGCGGGGCAGGGCGCGGAGGAGGAACCCAGGCUGCGCGCACUCGGGGCGAAGAGCCGGGACGCGCAGAAGCCCCGCACGCGGUCAAGCUCGGGGGCCCCCCUCCCCUUGGCCCGGAGAACCCGAGGGGUGCAGCGCCUGGCUUUGACGGAGCGGCCCGGAGGAGGCGUGGAGAGCGGCGAGCGAGACAGCCAGCAAGCCAGGCUGAGAAAUUCGAGCCGGGAACAAAGAGGGGUCGGGCUCUGCGGGUGUGUGUCGGCUCCAGCUUCGGGCAGAAGCAUUUGGGUUCGAGGACCCUGCUGUGACUUUCCGAGGCCCCGCCGUGCCCUCCACUGCCGACUCCCAGCACUCGCACAAACUUUAUUCUUGGCAAACUUCUUUCUCUUCCUCUUAUCCUCCCCCGCCACCUCCCCCUCCUCCUCCCCCUCCUCCUCCUCUUCCUCCUCCUCCUGCAGAUUAAACGCGCCUGGAGAAGGAAAAUCCAGGCGAAAGCGAAGGAAAUAAGCAGCUCUAAAGCGGACACCUCCAACCCGGGCGGCUCUUUAUUUUUUUGACCCUCCAGGAAGUGGACAUUUCGUUAUCUUCUGAUUCUCCUGGCACCUUCUCCGCUGGGGCACACGGAGCCUUUUUGCCCAGCUCGCCUCUUUUCUCGGACAACCAACUCCCCAUUCGGCAUCCGGGGGAGCUCGAGGGCAGAGGUUUGCGUGGAGACGCGCCCGACGGACCCUGCUCGGCACUUUGGAGAGUUGUGCCUCCUCCAGAACCGGCGUCCUCAGCGCGCGUCAGCGGGGGGCGUGGGGUGGCCGCCGGGGCAGCCGAGCCGAGAGCGCGCCGCCGCCCCCAGAGGCGCCAGCGGCGGCGGCCCUCGCUGCCCGGUGCUCGUCGGCUUCCGGCGGGCACCGACGUCGGCCUCGGCGCAGCGGGAAGGCGCGGGCGGCCGCGGGACUCGGGCGCCGCCGCAGCUGCUCCGGCUGCGGGCCUCGGGCCCCGGGCCCCGCGUUUGCUGGCCCCGCUUCCGCCCACUCUCUUACCUCGCUCAUCCUUCCAGUUCUCCCCCUCCCCCCUCUCGUUGACCCCCUCUCUUCCUGCUGUCGCCUCGGGUGCUCCCCCGGCAGAGCGGAGAUUACAGAGUGGUCGGGAUGCCCCAACUUUCCGGGGCCGGCGGCGGGGGGGACCCGGAACUCUGCGCCACGGACGAGAUGAUCCCCUUCAAGGACGAGGGCGAUCCCCAGAAGGAGAAGAUCUUCGCCGAGAUCAGUCACCCCGAGGAGGAAGGCGACUUAGCCGACAUCAAGUCCUCCUUGGUCAAUGAGUCCGAAAUCAUCCCGGCCAGCAAUGGACACGAGGUGGCCAGACAAGCACAGACCUCACAGGAAUCCUACCAUGACAAGGCCAGAGAACACCCUGAUGACGGAAAGCAUCCAGACGGAGGCCUCUACAACAAGGGACCCUCCUACUCGAGUUACUCCGGGUACAUAAUGAUGCCAAAUAUGAAUAAUGACCCAUACAUGUCAAAUGGAUCUCUCUCUCCACCCAUUCCGAGAACAUCGAAUAAAGUGCCCGUGGUGCAGCCAUCCCAUGCGGUUCAUCCUCUCACCCCCCUCAUCACUUACAGCGACGAGCACUUUUCUCCAGGAACUCACCCGUCACACAUCCCAUCAGAUGUCAACUCCAAACAAGGCAUGUCCAGGCAUCCUCCUGCUCCUGAGAUCCCUACCUUUUACCCGCUGUCUCCGGGUGGAGUUGGGCAGAUUACCCCACCGCUUGGCUGGCAAGGUCAGCCUGUAUAUCCCAUCACGGGAGGAUUCAGGCAACCCUACCCAUCCUCACUGUCAGUCGACACUUCCAUGUCCAGGUUUUCCCAUCACAUGAUUCCUGGCCCUCCGGGUCCCCACACAACUGGCAUCCCUCAUCCAGCUAUUGUGACGCCUCAGGUCAAGCAGGAGCACCCCCACACUGACGGGGACCUGAUGCACGUGAAGCCUCAGCACGAACAGAGAAAGGAGCAGGAGCCCAAAAGACCUCACAUUAAGAAGCCUCUGAACGCUUUUAUGUUAUACAUGAAAGAAAUGAGAGCAAAUGUGGUGGCCGAGUGUACUCUGAAAGAAAGUGCAGCUAUCAACCAGAUCCUAGGCAGGAGGUGGCACGCCCUCUCCCGCGAAGAGCAGGCGAAGUAUUAUGAACUAGCGCGGAAGGAGCGGCAGCUUCAUAUGCAGCUGUAUCCCGGCUGGUCGGCCAGAGACAAUUACGGUAAGAAAAAGAAGAGGAAGAGAGAGAAACUACAGGAAUCCACAUCAGGUACAGGUCCCAGAAUGACAGCUGCCUACAUCUGAAACAUGGUGGAAAACGAAGCUCAUUCCCAACGUGCAAAGCCAAGGCGGCGGCCCCGGGACCCCUCCUGGAGAUGGAAGCUUGUUGAAACCCAGACUGUCUCCACGGCCUGCCCCGCCGACCCCAGAGGAGAACUGGCACCACCUUCACCCUGAGGUCACCGCUAGAGACACUGAUCCACAGAGACAAUCACUGCCGAACCCCUUUCAUCUACUGCAAGAGCCAAGGUCCAAAAUAAAGUGUAAAAAGUUUUUUAAAAGAAAAUUCAGCAGCACAUGAGAAUGCCAGCAGGCCCUGGGUCAGCUGAGCCACUCUCCUCCCCGCGUGUCCGCCGUGCACUUCCCAGAGCCUCUUGCAACCAUACCUGUCACCUCUUGGCAAGGAUGGUGACUUGGCUGCCCCCGCGGGCCUCGAGCACCUGGAGCCAGCAGCCAGCGCGGCCGGCCGUCAGCGUCCCCGCGGGAACGUGUGGCCGAGUUCCCUCUAUGUCUCCGUCUUCACUUUCCCUUCUCUGCCUUUCUCCUGAAGCUUUUAUUUAACAGCGCAAAAGGAUCAAGUUUGCUUCCUUUUUUUUUUAAACUUGAAUAUUUUUUUUACACUUUUUAGUUUUAAUUUUCUUGUAUAUUUUGCUAGCUAUGAGCUUUUAAGUAAAAUUCAAAGAUCUGAAAAAGUUGGAAAUAAAAAGGGACUGAAAAGAAGCCACUGUGUUUUGGGCAACAUCUUGUCCAGUAAGUGGCCACGUCCACUCUGCUGGUCGCAGUCGGCAGUGCUAUUCCAUUUUAUUUUUCUUCGGAUCUCAUUUUUGUUUUUUUUAAUGGUAAACCUUCACAGAUACUUUUGGUAGUCCAGUUUGCAGUGAAUUUUCAUUUCUUUCCUUCUCACCCCUUCUUGUAAAAAGCCCAGCACUUGAAUUGUUAUUACUUUAAAUGUUCUGUAUUUGUAUCUGUUUUUAUUAGCCAAUUAGUGGGAUUUUAUGCCAGUUGUUAAAAUGAUCAUUGAUGUACCCCCCUUUUUUUUUAAAUAGCAAGGCACAGCCUUUGCCCCAAACUGUCACCUAACGUUUGUCAUUCCAGUUUGCGUUAACGUGCUGAGCAUUUUUUAAAAGAAGCUUUGUAAUAAAAUUUUUUAAAGUGUAA